CGCAAGUGCAAAUGUGGCUUCUGCCUCCCUCCACCAAGCUUCCGAAAUUGGUUGUCUUGGGAUCGGUCGCUUGAAAAAAUGUAGGUUUAGUGUCGCCAUAAACCGGUCACUCAAACUGUCAAGUUCGUUCUUGGAAGAAUGAACCAGUAGUCUCUUUAUCCGCGCAAGUUCCCUGUCAAUAUCGUCCAAGGCAACUGACCCAUGCCAGAAGAGAGAUUCAAUCAGCUCUCUAGCCUGGCGAAUUACAACCAAAGCAUUGUUGCAUUCGAAUUCUAGUUCAAGUUUUGAGCCCAUGUCAUCUGCCAACAAGCCACAAAGUUCAACAACUUCUGACUCGCUCUCCUUUAGAAGCAUGGGAAGCAGAGAAGCAGCUUCGUUCGAUGGGUGGAGUAGUUGACCAAGUCUAGCGCGAGAAUCUAAAAUAAGCUGAUACCGGUGCGGUAGUUUUGAUCGCGCGCAGAGCAGCAAUAUCCCCGCCAAUAGGGGCUUUCUAGAAUAUUCGCGGCUCCCUAAGCGGUCUGUGAUAUUAGAGGACGGUCUUCUGCUUGGUAGAGCCUGGAUCCUUCUCGUUACAUUAUUGUGAGGAGAUUUUGCUGGCACCUGAGUGAGUCGGCUCCCUGGACCUGGAGGAUUAGCCGCCUGGGUAGAUGGAUGACGGACGAACGAUGAGCCAUCUGGAGAAUAUUCCUCGUGUAUAGAUGGCAUAAUUAGCUCUGGGCCAGGUGAUGAUACUAUGGAUGCAUCCUGAAGGAAAUGAGAUGGCUGCAACUGGCUACUGUUAUCUGGCCCAGUUGAAGGGUUGGAUGAUGGAAAAUCCAUCUCGGAAUAGAUUUCAUCGUCACUAUCAAUACAGGUCAACUGAUCUGCGUCUUCUGGAGACCAGCUCGCCCAUGAUUCUCCAAGAGAACGGAAUGUCUGAGACUGGCUUGAGGAUGCCAUCUUGGCGGGCUUGAUAGCAAGAGUUCUCCAGUUCUUCCAGAUGCGGAGCAGAAUGGGGUCGGUAAGAAGAGAGUACUAUCGCGAGUAUCGAGGAGGACAAGGAGGAGUUUGAUGGUAUAUAUUUGAUAUUAAUUGCUUGGAGAGCUGGUGCCUAGUUAUUUAAUGAGAUCAGCAGCAGCCUAGGCACUACAAGCAAAAUGGGGAAUAAACGCGCUUUUAUAGGUUUUCCCCGUAAAUAUAUUCACAUAUUUAUUUCCAAUACUUAAAAAUGAAUGUGUGAGAGUUGUGUGUGUGUUGCUAUGUUGGUGGUGAAAGAGGUUGAUGUUCUCUGCGAGCACACGCGCCUGUUUUUCAGAAAAUUCGCGCGUUGUCCCGAACUUUCAGGAAUUUUUUUAAAAUAUUUAAAUAAGCCUACGAUCAUCAAAUUGUUAAAUAAAUACUCAAGCGACCAAACGGCAAAACAUCUAGCCACACAUGCGGCGGCCCAGCAUCUUCCCAGGGCGAUGGCGCUGUAUUUCUUUCCAGCCCACAGCUAACAGCCGCCCUCAAAUCAUUCAGAGAUACCAUCACCCAUCUAGUCUCGCUGCGAGAAGUUGCUCGUGUGCGGUAUCGCAACAAUCCCAGGCCACCUCCGGUCAACUGCUCAACAACAAGAACAACAAAAACAACACACCUCACCGUGACACCUAUCUGCAGACGCCAGCUGUUUCUCCAGCAGACCAUAGAGUAGUAGGGACGGCGCAAGAACUCUUUACCACCUCCCCAUACAGCCCGGGAUCGCCGCUAUUCCUCCCAAACGGAACACAUAUUCUCAACAAACUCACCUCCUUCCUCCGAGCACAGUACAUACAAUACGGCUUCCGCGAGGUCCUCACACCGAGCAUCUAUAAAAAAUCUCUAUGGGAAGUUUCCGGCCACUGGCAAAACUACAAAGAUGACAUGUAUGAGGUACGGGGGCGGGGAGCAACGGGCGAACAAACGGCGGGGACGGAGAUUGGCGAGGACGAAUCAUACGGCCUUAAACCUAUGAAUUGCCCCGGCCACUGUUUACUCUUUAAAUCGCAGAAUCACUCCUAUCGCGAGUUGCCGCUCCGAUAUGCAGAUUUCAGUCCUCUUCACCGCAACGAAAUCUCCGGGUCGUUAAGCGGACUCACCCGCGUCCGCCGCUUCCAUCAGGAUGAUGGCCAUAUCUUUUGUAGACCGCAGCAGAUUGGCAGUGAGAUUGAGUCCGCGUUGAAGUUCACUGAUACUGUUAUGAAUAUAUUUGGAUUUGAGAAUUACAGACUUGUUCUUUCUACGCGGCCGGAGGCGGAUUUCAUUGGUAGCCUUGAACUAUGGGAAAGUGCAGAACGGCAGUUAAGGAAUGCAUUGGAGAAGAGCGGCCGGUCUUGGGAGCUCAAUGAAGGGGACGGCGCGUUCUAUGGGCCUAAAAUUGACAUGCAGGUACAGGAUUCGGAUGGCAAGUUCCAUCAACUCUCCACCAUUCAGCUAGAUAUGAACCUCCCGCAAAGAUUCGAACUGGAGUACGCUGUUGCGGAGGGUGAGGAGGACUACAACCCGGAAACUCCUGGAAGAGCAGUGCCCGUCUUAAUCCAUCGGGCAAUUUUCGGCUCCCUUGAAAGAUUCUUUGCGCUUUUAAUUGAGAAAUAUAACGGCCGAUGGCCGUUCUGGCUCUCGCCUCGCCAAGGCAUCAUCCUGACUGUCUCGCAGGACGAGAAACUUCUCCGCGCAGCGGAAGAUGCCGCAGCAAAAAUGUCCGGCUAUCAAGCCCACAGCAGCAGCGAGGAUGCCAAUUCUACCACAACGACAGGGCCUCUGAAACCACUCUCACCGGCUCGGACGACGUUCAGUAUCGAUCUGGAUACCUCAGCUCGCCCUCUCGGGAAGAAAAUUCGCGAGGCCAAGGAAAUGAAAUACAAUCUUAUUUUCGUACUGGGGGAGAAGAAUCUGGCGGAUGGGAGUGUUGAUGUUGAUCUUGGCGGACAAAUGUUGCUUGAAAAGGGCGUGGGAAAUUCGAAGGCUACCAACCAUCUUCAUCUUCUUGACGACACCCCUUGCUGGGAUAUUACCGGAGCUCCGAAUUUAACUAAUGAAGCUAACAAUGUGGCGAAGGUGGUGAAGCUGAAGAUGAAGGUGGAUGACGUCUAUAACUGGUUAUUACGGCUGGAAACAAGGUUCCACUGAACCUGCGGCUUGGAGCUCUAUUUUGCUGUUUCCUUUUCUAUAGCUUUCUGGAUGGGUGUGUGGCGUAUGUGUGGCCCCUAGAAUCAGAGCCCCCACCCCUUGUACUAUAUUCAAAUGCCGGCGCUACUUUGUUAGAAUAACUCGUUAACACGAUCUGCAUCAUCAGUCUGAAUGUUCUGCCUUCGACCGCUGCCACAACCUAGCGGCGGAGCAUCCAUAAGUGCCAUGCCUGGCCGCUUCGCAUUGGCUCUAUAUCCUAAUUACAUGGGGGUCAGAUGCCCUUCGGCCGACCACCACGACGUCCCUAGAGGCUAGAGCUCGCUAUUUCCUCCCGGGCAAUGUCCAGGAGGUCGCUAAGACUUUAAGAAUAACUCAAAGAUAGUCAGUUCACACCAUCCUCAUCCACAGCACAUACGUUGAGUUACUUGACCGGGCAUUAGUCUAAUUGAGUCUCUCUGUUCUUUGGGCGUGUGGAGAGGAGAUUAUUGGCGGAUAAGCAAGGACGGCGAUCCACUGUCCACUUCUCACCGGCGACCUACCUGGUAUACAUGACCAGAAAGGGUCAUGGAGAGGCGCCUGUGCAGCCGCGCAUCGCGGAUGGUGUAGCUAGAGGGAGGGCCGGUGAUGAACCAUGAUGCCCACUACUAAACCACAGAUCCCAACCUUCUGCCGCUCUUCUACGCGGGUUCCAUGCGGAUUCUUGCUGCCGAACCUUCCCCAGGUGAGACGCCGUGGCACCAGCGACAUGCAGGCGAUGAGGGCGCAUACUCUCUAGUCGGCUCCACCAUCAGAGUUCAAAACACAAGAAUGAUUCCUCAUCAUGACAGGGAGUGUGAUCAUCCAUCGUUGUCAGGGAUAAGUAUCUUUGGUGCGCGGUCCCACUCGCCGUAGGCCCUUUGCGUCUCUAGGUCGGUUAGAACGUGUAGUCAAUUCCACUCAAAGGGGAGGAAAUUUGGAGAUGCUUUGGAUGUCUUUCACUGCUAGGACUGCAAGUGAGUUGAGACCCCUUGUACAUGUACAUACAUGUACAUACAUUUUCCUCUGACUGCGUACCUUUAAUAAAGUUAGCACCGCGUCUGUUAGGUCGUCAUAUCUCAAGACAACAAUAGCAAAGAAGGGAAACAAAACAAGAGUUGUACAAAUCUGUAUGGAGAGAGAGUAAGCUUGCUCAAGUUGCCUACUAAGAGUGUACGUUAAUAAACGGGAGAAAAUAAACAAAUCAGUCGGCAGCUGAGCAAUUAUUCAUACCAAAGAAGAACGAAUAUUGAAUCUUUCUCCGUCUGAGUCCCCAGAACCGAUAGGGGUCUUCGACCUGAAAUAGUCACGAAACCAGUCACCUUUGUCAACCAGCUUGCGAAUGAGGUAUCGGUGCAUAUGAUUAUUCUCCUUCAUUAAAAAUGAACAGUUGGUUAAGCCUG
Blastomyces gilchristii SLH14081 is the source of this 4541-nucleotide messenger RNA. Its product is annotated as threonyl-tRNA synthetase. The transcript has 3 exons. Bases 1414 to 3123 code for a protein of 569 amino acids. Gene Ontology annotation, molecular function: threonine-tRNA ligase activity; ATP binding. The record is from RefSeq and is a predicted model, not a curated record. Gene Ontology annotation, biological process: threonyl-tRNA aminoacylation. Gene Ontology annotation, cellular component: cytoplasm. NCBI's taxonomy places the organism in Eukaryota, Fungi, Ascomycota, Eurotiomycetes, Onygenales, Ajellomycetaceae.